This is a messenger RNA of Ustilaginoidea virens, 2712 nucleotides long. RefSeq lists its product as uncharacterized. Lineage: Eukaryota; Fungi; Ascomycota; Sordariomycetes; Hypocreales; Clavicipitaceae. The record is from RefSeq and is a predicted model, not a curated record. The transcript has a single exon. Bases 1 to 2712 code for a protein of 903 amino acids.
AUGGAAUCUUUGAGUCGACGGCUUUCGUGGGAGAACAAACUGAAGCACGACAGUGUUCAAGCCGCCUUGAAGACUGCCUUUGCUCACGUGGCCCACGGCCCUAGGGGCACCUCACUCAAGUACAUGAACAUGAGCAAGAUCCAUUCCUGGUCCGACGAGCUGUCUGGUGCAAGGCCCGGCAGAAAUAUUGAAGACGUGGAACGUGAAGCCGUCGAUCAUUUGCUCGAUGCCAAUAAAUCUGGCCGGAAGCGUCAAGCGGAGCACUGGGCGCCGUUUGACAAUAUUCGCAAAUAUUUACAUGCCAAGCGUACUCCAGACUGUGCCGCGCCAGAGACCGAUCUAAAUGCUACUACAUUAGCUGAAGAGCCAAAGUCCACCAAGUCGUUCAACUCGCAGGAAAAAGGUGCGCAGAAACCAUCCGACUUGCAAAAGUACAACCCCAAAAAAUUCGACAGUCCAAUCGCCCCACGGCCGCUCACUUCCGAAGAAUCUUCCAAAAAUUACCACGACUUGGACAAGUAUAAACCCGUGGAGUGGAAUGAACCCGAUGGUCUUCCCACCCAGACUCCCGAGCAAAGGUCAAAGCAGUACAAGGAUCUUGACAAGUAUGCAUCCCCGGACGUCGACGCCUCCAACAUCUCUGCCGAUGCUGCAGCAUCAACAAAUCCUAAAUACGACGACCUUGACAAGUACAAGCCUACAGAAUGGAACGAGCCAGAUGGCCUCCGCAAGCAGACGCCGGAGGAGUCGUCAAAGAGUUAUGAUGACUUGCACAAGUACGGCCCUGCGACUUGGAACGAACCCGACGGGAUGCCCAAGCAAACGCCAGAGGAGAGCUCUAAAAACUACGGCGAUCUCGGCAAGUACGGUCCUGUAGCAUGGAAUGAGCCUGACGGGCUUCCACAGCUUACGGCUGAAGAAAAGUCGAAGCAGUACGAUGACUUGGACGCGUACAAGAAGCCAUUUGUAGCUGCCGACUCCAUCCUCGAGGCUCAUGAGGCGAAGCAGCAGGACUUUACCGCCAGAGCGGACCCAGUAGCCGCCAAAGUGGAAGUGCCAGCGGAAAAUCCUGCAACUGAAUACGACGAUUUGAACAAGUACACUCCUGUCACAUGGAACGAGCCGGAUGGUCUGCCAAAACCUACCCCAGAAGAGCUAUCCAAAAAUUACGAUGAUCUGCCCACUUAUGACCAGUAUCCCAACAACGGGCCCGCGACCCCACGUUUGCACCCUGAAGAAGCGUCGAAGCAGUAUGGUGACUUGCGCAGAUACGGCUCCUUCCCAAACGCGGGACCAGUGACGGAGCGUGUCCAUCCUGAGGAUGUGUCCAAGCAGUACAAGGACGUCUCGAAAUACCCAUCCAGGGGCUUUGACGAGCCCAAGAGAAGCACCCAUGUUCAUCCCGAGGAACUUUCCAAAAAUUACAAAGACCUCGACAAGUAUGAUCCAUUAUCAUUUGACCAACCCGACAACUCGCACCCCGCGUAUUCCGAAGAGGCUACCAAAGCCUACAAGGAUUUAGCUUCGUAUGAGCCAGUUUUUCACACUAAGCUCGACGCCGAGCCAGCAGAGAGGUCCGGUUCGGUCCCAAACAGCCUCCAAGAUUAUGAAAAUUAUCGACAGCUUGACGGCAAUGAGCCCAGGACAGCGGCUGAGAUCCGGAGCGCUGUUCUCAGAAGAGCUCGUUGCAACAGCACGCAUGCUGAUGCAGCCGGGCAGACCAAGGAUCUCGCCGACUGCAAGACACACAACACCGGCCGGGCGCUGACCGGUAGUUACGCGAAAGAUUUUCCCGAGGAAUUUGCAACGUCUUGGAACACUGCCAACUCGUGGUCAAAAUCUACCCUGUUUCCGAAACACCUCGCAGAUAACGAUACCACCCGGCCUGCCAACACUCUGGGAUCCGACAAGGACGAAUUCGACUUGUCUUCUAUGGAUGAGAGUUUUCCCAGUGAAGACGACAGGUUGCAGCCUGCUCUAGAGCGUAACGCCGGCAGACGAGCCUCGGUCUCCGGCAUGUCGCGCUCGGAGAGAAUAAGUGUGGAAGAGGAUCCUUACCCGUCAAAUCUGCAGAGACUCGAAGGCAGCUACGCCAAAGAACGCGGCGGCUUGGCAACCCGGCCAAAUCUUGUCCGAGGUGACAAGGGCAGGAGUCGAGACAAGGAUGCGUCUGGAACGGAUUCGACGGCACAAGGACCCUUUGAGAGGCAGCCCACUCUGUACAAGAUGCUGGCAUAUGACCCAAGCACGCAGUCAAUCAGCGUCGCCGAGGCCAGCUCUGCGGCUGACGACUCCUCGGCGGCGGAGACACCUGCAGAGAUACUGCCGCGAAUUUCCAAUCCAUCCAAGUUCUUUCCCUACUUUAGAGUCCUGCAGGCAGAAGGAUACGAAGUUGUCUCGGGCAGUGGUCAUGUGCUGGUGUUCCGCAAGGUGCAGCCCGGAUCCGUGCUGCAGGAAGACUCUGGCGCGGCAGUCGAGUCGACUGCCACGACGGGCCGGUCUGGGGCAAGAAAGGUCGCCGGCCCCGUACAUUCAUUCGUCAAUGAUGAAUCGCGUCCGUACCUAGCUCCAGGAUGGGAAGCGUGGGACAAGAAGACGAAAAGGAGGAGGCUCGGCCGCAAAUUAGUCAUUGGCACGGCAUGGGUUGCGGGAAUCGCCUAUGCUGGGAGUUUGAUGGGGGAGUACUUGUCGACUGGCGGCAAGUCAUUUUGA